Rotaria socialis is the source of this 2673-nucleotide messenger RNA. NCBI's taxonomy places the organism in Eukaryota, Metazoa, Rotifera, Eurotatoria, Philodinida, Philodinidae. The record is from the annotation of a GenBank genome assembly.
AUGACCAUGGUGACAAUGAACACUAUUUGUUUAUUUAUAUUAGUACUUAGCUUGUCAAGUACUGAACAAUUUAAUCUCGAAACUUGUCGAUCUCCGCUGGGAAUUGAAACAGGAAAGAUAUUGGAUUCAGCUUUUUCAUCAAGUAGUCAUGCUGGAAUAAAUUCAACUGCAUCAAAAGCAAGAAUUCGAAGUGAGCGUUAUGGAUGGUGUCCUUUGAAUAAAAUUUCUACAACAACAUAUGAAUAUGUAGAAAUUGAUUUAGUCAAUUUAACUGUUAUAACACUUAUUGAACUUCAAGGAAAAUUUAGCCAACAACUGAAUGAAGAAUAUGCAGAUGCAUUUCGUAUUGAAUAUCGUCGUGAUAAUCAACAAAAAUGGAUUAAAUACAAAGAUUUUGCCGGACAAUAUAUUUUAAGUGGAAAUGCAAAUAGUCAUAUACCAGCAAUGCGAGAUAUUUUACCAUCAUUAAUUGCUAAACAAAUUCGAAUUAUACCAAUUGUGACUACAUUGCAACCGAAACAUAUUUGUAUGCGUUUAGAACUUUACGGAUGUUCGUACGAAGACGGUCCUAUUUCAUAUUCAAUUCCGCAAGGAGAUAAACGUGGCUAUGAUGUUGAAUUCAUUGAUGAAACCUACGACGGACAUAAUGAUAAUGGAACAUUAAAAGAUGGUCUUGGUCAGUUGACCGAUGGAAUUUUAGCUGGUGAUGAUUAUCGUCUAGCAGACAAUGUUCAAGGCAUAGGCAAACUUGGCUAUGAUUGGAUAGGCUGGAGACGAAAGUCAACUUCAACAUCGAAUAUAAAUCUUUUUUUUCAAUUUAAUAAAAUUCAAAAUUUUACUUCAAUUCGUUUGCAUACAUCGAAUUUAUUUCAACGUGAUGUACAUCUUUUUAAUUCAAUACUAAUCGCAAAUUGUGACGACAAAAUUACUCGUAAAACGUUCUUAAACAUACCCGAAGAUUACCUUAAACCUCAAGCAAGAUUUGUUGAUGCUUCAUUAAAUUCUGAUCGUGGAAUUGUAACUAAUUGUUUAAAAUUAACAUUGACAUUUAAUAAUCGAAGCAAAUGGAUAUUGAUUAGUGAAGUUCUAUUUGAAUCGAAACCAAUAAUUAAGAGUAUUCCAUUGUUAACAACAGCAACAACAAUAACAACAGCAACAACAAAUUAUUUACCACCGUUAAUUAAUAAUGGACUAAGUAUUAUUCAAUAUUGGCAUUGGUUGUUAUUCGCAUCAAGUCUACUAUUACUUUUAAUUGUUUUAUUAGUUAUUUUUUAUCUUCAAUGGAUUCAGUCGACUCGAAAUCAGAAAAAAAUUCGCCAAAUGACUGCUCAUUUAAAAUUCGAUUCAAGUUAUCAACCAAUAUCAAUCAAAUUUCCAGCAAAAUCUCGAAUAAAUUGUUGCUAUAUUCAUUCGAAUGACAAUACCCCUUUAGAUGGUAACUCGACAUGUUCUACUUCGAACAAUGAUAUGCGUCGACAUUUAAUCAUUUCAACAGGAACCUCGCCAAAAUGUGAUAGAGCUACAAGUGGUUCCGAUUUUGGUACUAUUAGCACAGCAAGUCCAGCAACAAUGUCAACAGUAUAUCAAUCAGUUCUUAAUCCUUAUCUAACAGCUGUUACGCAAGAUGCAUUGAAUGUGACAUCGAAUCCAUAUGCUUCCAUUGACGUUUAUACUAAUCCAAUAACGUUUGAUGAAACGAUCUGUAUCGAAAAUCCACUAAAAAGUAUUCAAGGUCCAUGUGGUAAUAGUACGUAUCAAUCGUUAUCAACAGCAAAAGAUUCAAAUAAUAAACCAACCAUUUCAUAUAUUCCUGAUGAGCAAUUAGUUAUGGAAGAACGUUAUUCAACAAUUGAAGGAUGUUUUGGAACGAUUGUUCGUGGUUAUAUAUAUCUUCGUCAACCAUACGAUAUACUUAAGCCGAUACUGAUUAAAGCGCUUAUUACCAAUGAUUCUAUUCAAAAAGAAUUAUUUAAUCAAGAACAUGAGUUAAUGAAUCGUUUAAGUCAUCCAAAUUUAGUACAAUUUUUUGGUUAUUCAAUUAAACAAAAUUAUGCUCUUGUUGAGCAUAGUAAUUUAGGAGAUCUUCAUACAUUUUUAUCAACAAAACAACGCCUUCAACAGGAUGAACCAACAAUUUCAUUAAAUAUUCGUCUUCUUAUUAUAACACAACUAUCUAACGCUCUGCGUUAUCUUGAAUCAGAAAAUAUUGUUCAUCGAGACGUAUCUGCAAGAAAUUGUUUAAUCUAUCCAAAUUAUGAAAUAAAAUUAAUGAAUUCAGCUAUUGUUUCAAUGCAAUUUCAAUCCCAUUAUUUUAACAUUAAUAAUUGUCGUUUACCAGUUCGUUGGAUGGCACCAGAAACAAUUUUACCUAAUGAAUUCAGUUGCCAAUCCGAUGUUUGGUCAUUUGGUAUAACACUUUGGGAAGUAAUGACAAAUUGUUUAACAUUACCAUAUGCUUUAUUGACUAAUGAAGAAGUCUAUCAACGAUUGAGAUUAAUGGGAACUAACGUAAUGAGAUCAUCAGGCAGUUUACAAUUAUCAAAACCUGAAUAUUUAAGUAAAGAACUUGUUGAUUUAAUGCUGGAAUGUUGGCGUCCAUAUGGUGAAAGACCAACAUUUCAUGAAAUAUUUACUUUCUUUAAUAAACGACUGGACGGUAUUAAUAUUAUUUGA